ACCGGAAGACCACACUGUUGACUUGAGCGCAUCAAAAGUAGGUGAAACAGUGAGGAAGCGACGGAAUUUUGAUAAACGCUCGAAAAUGUCAGCUGGUGGCGGAAUUAAGAUACCGAGCCGCUUGCCGCUGCUGCUGAUAGAUGAAGGCGUGCUUCUCCCGGGCUCCACCGUCCGGUUCAGCGUCAACUCCCCGCGGAACAUGCACCUGGUGAAACACCGUCUGCUCACCGGGACGUCUCUCAAGAGCACCAUCAUUGGAGUCAUUCCCAACACGAGAGACCCGGAGCACGACACCGACCAGCUGCCCGCCUUGCACAAAAUCGGAACUGCUGGGAUCGCUGUCCAGGUGGUCGGCAGUAACUGGCCGAAGCCUCACUACACCCUCCUCAUCACGGGACUGUGCCGCUUCAGUGUGUCCAGUCUGCUGAGGGAGCAACCCUUCGUCCUGGCAGAGGUGGAGCAGCUGGACCAGCUGGAGCAAUACACUAACCCAGCUAUUGAUGAUCUCCCAGGAGAUGGUGAGCUGGGGGAGCUGUCGCAGAAGUUUUACCAGGCUGCUCUUCAGCUCUUGGGUAUGCUGGACAUCUCCGUUCCCGUGGUGGCCAAAUUCCGCCGGAUGUUGGACAGCUUGCCCAAAGAAACUCUUCCUGACGUUGUUGCAUCUAUGAUCCGAACUUCCAACAAAGAGAAGUUGCAGGUGCUUGAAGCUGUCAGCCUGGAGGAGCGUUUCAAGAUGGUCCUGCCGAUGCUCAUGAGACAAAUCGAGGGUCUUAAACUGCUGCAGAAGACUAGAAAGAGCAACCCUGAUCAGGAGAAGAUGGUUUUGAAGAUGCGUAAAGGAGCCAUGCUUCCAAGCCGACCCUUCAGUCUGGAUGAGGAGGACGAGGACGAAGAUGACACUGCAGCUCUGGAAAGAAAGCUUCAGAGAGCCAACAUGCCCGAAGCUGCUCUGAAAGUUUGUCUGAAAGAGCUCAAGAGAUUGAAGAAGAUGCCUCAGUCCAUGCCUGAGUACGCGCUGACCCGAAACUACUUGGAUCUGAUGGUAGAACUUCCCUGGAGCAAAAGCACGAAAGACUGUCUGGACAUCCGAGCGGCCCGCACUCUGCUGGACAACGACCAUUACGCCCUUGACAAGCUGAAGCGACGCGUGUUGGAGUAUCUGGCAGUCAGACAGUUGAAGGCCUCGCUCAAGGGGCCUAUUCUCUGCUUCGUGGGGCCCCCAGGAGUGGGAAAGACUAGUGUGGGGCGAUCCAUCGCCAAAACCCUCGGAAGAGAGUUCCACCGCAUCGCUCUUGGUGGCGUUUGUGACCAGUCAGACAUCAGGGGCCACAGGCGCACAUAUGUUGGGAGUAUGCCCGGGCGCAUCAUCAACGGUUUGAAGACAGUGGGAGUAAAUAAUCCAGUGUUCCUCCUGGACGAGGUGGACAAACUGGGAAAGAGUCUGCAAGGAGAUCCAGCAGCUGCGCUCCUGGAGGUUCUGGACCCGGAGCAAAACCACAGUUUCACCGACCAUUACCUCAAUGUGGCCUUUGACCUUUCCCAAGUGCUUUUCAUCGCUACUGCAAACACCACGGCCACAAUUCCCCCUGCUCUCCUGGACAGGAUGGAGGUGCUUCAGGUCCCAGGAUACACUCAGGAGGAAAAAGUGGAGAUCGCUCAUCGGCAUCUGAUUCCAAACCAGCUGGAACAACACGGACUGACACCUCAGCAGCUGCACAUCCCGCAAGACACCACACAGGAUAUUAUUACCAGGUACACGCGCGAGGCCGGCGUGCGCUCGCUGGAGAGGAAGAUCGGCGCCGUGUGUCGCGCCGUGGCUGUGAAGGUAGCGGAAGGUCACAGAACCGACAGUGGGGAGUCCAGCGCCGGCGGGUCGACCCAGCACGGAGACCUGGCGGCCCCUCCUGAGAUGCCCAUCGUGAUCGACAGCGCCGCUCUCAAAGACAUCCUGGGUCAGCCGCAGUUCGAGAUGGAGGUGUCCGAGCGCCUCACGCUCCCUGGGGUGGCCCUGGGUCUGGCCUGGACCCCCUUCGGAGGUGAGAUCAUGUUUGUGGAGGCCAGUCGCAUGGAGGGUGAGGGUCAGCUGACCCUGACCGGGCAGCUGGGGGACGUCAUGAAGGAGUCGGCUCAUCUGGCCAUCAGCUGGCUGCGGGCCAACGCCAGGACCUACCAGCUGACCAACCUGGUCGGCGGCCCAGACCCGCUGGAGGGCACGGACAUCCACCUGCACUUCCCCGCUGGAGCCGUCACCAAGGACGGCCCCUCGGCCGGCGUCACCAUAGUGACCUGCCUGGCGUCGCUCUUCAGCCGCCGCCUGGUCCGGUCCGACGUCGCCAUGACCGGAGAGAUCACCCUGAGAGGACUGGUGCUGCCGGUGGGCGGGAUCAAGGACAAGGUCCUGGCAGCUCACAGGGCCGGCGUGAAGCGGGUCAUCCUGCCCGAGCGCAACCAGAAGGACCUGGAGGAGCUGCCGGCCAACGUGCGAGCGGAUCUGGACUUCGUCACGGCUCGGACUCUGGACGACGUUCUGAACGCGGCCUUCGAUGGAGGUUUCCCCGGAGCCACGGUGCCGACGCAGCUGGCCAGCAAGCUGUAGAGGAGGGCGCCGCAUCGUCGGUCCUGCUGGAGCCCGCAUCUCUCUGCAGGAGAAGGACCGGUGGAGACGUCAGCGCAGUGACUGUCCCUGUAGUUCACUAAUGCCAGAGUUUUUCACAUUAACCACUCUGAUUUGCACUCGCCUGUAUAAAGCUAAAUAAAUGAAAGAUAUUUGACAGUUUCCUUUGUUUCUGAGUCACUUUCUCUAGAGGUGAUGAAGUGGACUCGCCAUGCCGUGUCAACAGACCCUCAGGAAACAAGAGCAUAAUCCGGAUUCGAGAGUGACGCGACUGGCGCGAAUG
Molecule: messenger RNA, 2897 nt
Organism: Synchiropus splendidus (mandarinfish)
Lineage: Eukaryota; Metazoa; Chordata; Actinopteri; Syngnathiformes; Callionymidae
Gene: lonp2
Product: lon peptidase 2, peroxisomal
Exons: 17
Coding region: 86-2596 (836 amino acids)
Biological process (GO): protein processing; protein quality control for misfolded or incompletely synthesized proteins; protein catabolic process
Cellular component (GO): peroxisomal matrix
Molecular function (GO): ATP-dependent peptidase activity; ATP binding; serine-type endopeptidase activity
Source: RefSeq, a predicted model, not a curated record